Molecule: messenger RNA, 1988 nt
Organism: Xenia sp. Carnegie-2017
Lineage: Eukaryota; Metazoa; Cnidaria; Anthozoa; Malacalcyonacea; Xeniidae
Product: wiskott-Aldrich syndrome protein family member 3-like
Exons: 3
Coding region: 184-1416 (410 amino acids)
Biological process (GO): actin cytoskeleton organization; positive regulation of Arp2/3 complex-mediated actin nucleation
Cellular component (GO): cytoskeleton
Molecular function (GO): Arp2/3 complex binding; actin binding; protein kinase A regulatory subunit binding
Source: RefSeq, a predicted model, not a curated record
AUCAUUAAGUGACCACUGACUAGUAGAAUGUGUCUAGUUGUGGAAAGGACGUGUCUGUCGCCCGCGUAAAUACGGCAAAAUGUUGUGAUUUACCGCAGUUUUUUUUAAAUUAUACAGCAAGACGUGUAUGAUGCCAUGUUCUGAAGAGAAUCCGUGUUGCUGAUAGCGAUUUUAUAAAACAUAAUGCCUUUAGUGAAACGACAAAUACAACCUGUCUACGUCAGCCGGGUAAAACUUGAGAAAGGACUAGUUAAUGAGUUUGAAUGUGUAUCUGUGAGCACGUUAUCGGGCAUUAUAAGACAGAUAAGCAGUUUAGCAAAGUAUUCCGAAGAUGUUUUCGACGAGAUUUUACACGAAGCGAAAAGUAUACAGAUGCGAGCGACAUCCUUACAGGGAAGGAUAUCGGGACUUGCUGAAAAAGUCACUCAACUCGACUCUAACGUUGAAGAAACAUCUUUACAAGACAUAAACAUCAAAAAGACAUUCAAGCUGACCGUGAACACGGACCAACAAGUAGUGGGAAGAGCAACAUUGCCCAAGUCUAUGGCUGAAAGAUACACAGCUUGCGAUGCACCACCGAGGCUACAAGAUAUGAACUUGUAUCGCGAAGAUGGAAAGGAUGCACUCAAAUUUUACACUGAUCCAACUUACUUCUUCGAACUAUGGCGAGAGGAAAUGAAUAAAGAGCCAAAAAAGAAGAAAAAGAGGCAACAUCGAGGUGGUCGAAAGCAAUCUCAGGUAAGGGUGAAACAUCUAAGAAAGAAGGUGUAUGAUGGUCAGGAUAAGGAGUUCUCUCAAUCAAAAUACUCGGUGGAGGAUAGUGUUCCCUCUACGCAAGAUGACAUCAAACCACCAGUACAAAAUGGGUCUGUUAAUUUAAAUACCCACGAGUUCAUCAAAUAUGAUGAAAGAAGAGGAACAGGAUCUUCCAGACGAGGUACUACAUCAAAACCAAAACCAACCACCAAACCCCCACCACCACCUCCUGUACCUAGUCAAAUAGAUCCUAAUUUACCUCUACCACCUCCACCACCAUCAAUUAUUCCCCCUAAUAUGUCAUCAGAUAUGCCACCACCUCCGCCUCCACCAGCCUUCCCUGGUAUGAACAGUCCAGUAGCACCACCACCCCCACCAUUACCAACACCACCACCUCCUGUGGAAGGUGGAAUGACUGCUCCUCCUCCAGAACCAAAGAAACUUGAUGCUCGCACUGACUUGCUUGAGGCAAUCCGCACAGGGAUGAAGUUGAGGAAAGUUCAAGGGGAAACGGAGAAGAAGGAACAACAAAAUGUUGGUAUGGAUGUUGCGUCUAUACUUCAGCGACGUAUUGCUGUGGAAUACUCAGACUCUGAGAGCGAAACAGGAUCUGAAUGGGAUGAUGACGAUGACGAUUGGCAGGACGAGGAUGAAGAUUAGAGGACAAAAUGAAAUUCAAAAUAUGUAAGAACUUUGAGGAAGGAAUUAAGGAAGGAGUAAAUGCUACAAACAUUUGAUUCAGUUGUUAAAUUCAGUUGUUUUCAUCUAUUCAUCUUGGGAGGAUUAAAAAUAGCAGCUAGUUAUCAACAUUAACUUGAUGUUUAGGAACCUAACAGUAGUUUUACUGUCAGGUAAAUUGAGAAAUGUUGAUUGAUUCAUACUUACUGACAUUAUGAAUUAGUAUUCACUAAACGUGUAUGUUUAGUCAGUACAUAUGUAGAAUUGUAUGCCAUAAAAUCUUGACCUUGAAGAGAUAAUGACUGAAGGCUUCUUUACUGCUUCAUGUAGUAUUUAACUGGCAGCCUGCCUUGAUUGUUGAGUACAUAAUGGCUGAAUCAUUUGCUGACAUCUUUUUUUAUUAUAAUAUUACCCUAAAUAUUACAAUACAAUGUAUAACCUCUUUUUGAUAAAUAAUGUACAGUUCAUGGAACUUUUUGAGUAAAACAUGUGAAUUUCAGAAAUGGUUUUGAUUUCGUAAAUAACCUAACAUAAUAAAGGUACUAUGGCUUUCA